Pistacia vera is the source of this 972-nucleotide messenger RNA. RefSeq lists its product as uncharacterized. The coding region runs from base 102 to 740 and encodes 212 amino acids. The record is from RefSeq and is a predicted model, not a curated record. The transcript has 5 exons. Lineage: Eukaryota; Viridiplantae; Streptophyta; Magnoliopsida; Sapindales; Anacardiaceae.
UCAAUUUUUUUUUUCUGUUCUGGAAUCAACCCCAAUCUUCGCCUUCUUUGUUCCCUCUGCAGCCUCGAAACACUGUGUUCACUGUUUGCUUGCUUACUUCAAUGGCUUUCGCUCACUACUUGGUUUCCGUACCCUCUGCAGCCUCGAAACACGCCAAAACUCCAAUAAUGCCGUUUUCAACUUCUUCUCCUUCUUCUGUUGCGAAGUUUUCUCUGACUUUCGCUUCGUCUACUCUUCGAUCGAAGGCUCGAAAGCUUUGUAUUCGUAGGUUUCGCAGAAUCGUACCUAAAGCUGAGGCUAAGUCUCCAGAACCUGAAGUCAGCUCAGGUACAGAUGCAUUUACCCAUUUCAAGCAUCUGCUUCUGCCAAUCACAGACCGGAAUCCAUAUCUUUCUGAAGGAACAAGACAGGCUGCUGCAACUACUGCUGCUUUAGCAAAGAAGUAUGGGGCUGACAUUACUGUUGUGGUUAUCGAUGAAAAGCAGAGAGAAUCACUGCCGGAGCAUGAAAGCCAAUUGACAAGCAUCCGCUGGCAUCUCUCAGAAGGUGGAUUCCAGGAAUUCAGAUUAUUAGAGAGACUUGGGGAAGGUAACAAGCCGACAGCUAUAAUUGGUGAGGUUGCAGAUGACUUGAAUUUGGAUUUAGUGGUCAUAAGCAUGGAAGCAAUCCAUUCCAAGCAUGUUGAUGCAAACCUGCUGGCUGAAUUUAUUCCCUGCCCAGUCUUACUUCUGCCGUUGUAAAUUUUUUCAUAGACCAAGUUAUUAAUGAAUUGUGUUGCAAAAGCCAGUUUUCUCUUGUUGGGCUUCUGUGAUCUACAGCAUUUUGACUUGUUAAUUUUGCUUGAUUCUGGCCUUAUGGGUCUUUGGUUAAGAGUAAGAUAAUUGGUACCAGGGUUAUUUCAUUUAACCCCUGUAAAGGGACCAAUCUACUUGUGUACUAUCUUGAUUGAUCUGGCUUUUGUUUCUUUGUUAA